UCUGUGUGUGUGUGUGUGUUUUUGUGUGUAUGUGUGUGUUAUGGCCGUUCCCUGUCCGCGGUGCUGAAAUCACGGCGCGCAACAGCAAUGUAACGGCGAUGAAAGACACAAGCGGAGAUUUACACCAUGGACGACGAUCUGUUCCAGCUAAGACAGCUGCCUGUCGUGAAGUUUCGGCGUACAGGCGAUAGCACAUAUUCAGAGUAUGAGUGUGGAACAAGGGAUCAGAUGGUACAGGUCGAAAGCGGAAACACUGAUACAGGCUCUGUGGCUAUGUCUGAUGGAGCUCCAGUACCACAAGAGUUUGCCAACCCCACUGAUGAUACCUUCAUGGUGGAAGAUGCUGUGGAGGCUAUCGGCUUUGGUCCAUUUCAGUGGAAGCUUUCUAUCCUCACAGGCCUUUCCUGGAUGGCAGAUGCCAUGGAGAUGAUGAUCCUUAGUAUCUUGGCCCCUCAGCUACACUGUGAAUGGAGGCUCCCCAACUGGGAGGUGGCACUGCUUACUUCGGUGGUGUUUAUUGGCAUGAUGAUCAGCUCUUCAUUAUGGGGGAACAUAUCUGAUAAAUAUGGGCGAAAAACAGGUCUGAAAAUGAGUGUUCUGUGGACUCUAUUCUAUGGAAUCCUUAGUGCAUUCGCCCCUAUUUAUGGCUGGAUUUUGUUCCUCCGAGCACUGGUUGGUUUCGGUAUUGGAGGAGCUCCUCAGUCAGUCACACUGUAUGCAGAGUUUCUGCCCAUGCGUUCAAGAGCAACAUGUAUUCUGCUCAUUGAGGUGUUCUGGGCUCUGGGCACAGUGUUUGAGGUGCUGCUGGCGAUCCUGGUCAUGCCGACAUUGGGAUGGCGCUGGCUACUCGCUCUGUCCACAAUCCCGCUCUUCAUCUUUGCCAUCCUCUGCUUUUGGCUGCCUGAGAGUGCUCGCUAUGAUGUUCUGUCUGGAAACCAGGAGAAAGCUCUGAACACGCUAAAACGCAUCGCUACAGAGAACAACGUCCCCAUGCCACUGGGCAAACUCAUAGUGGCACGCCAGGAGGACAGAGGGAAGAUUAAGGAUCUAUUCUUGCCUCAUUUCCGCUGGACUACAGUUCUCCUCUGGUUCAUUUGGUUCUCUAAUGCGUUCUCCUACUAUGGACUUGUACUACUGACCACAGAGCUUUUCCAGGAGGGAGGUGCCUGUGGACAGACUAACGGCAGUAAAACAGAGCCUAGGUGUAGUUUAGAGUGCAAGUACCUGAACUCGGAUGAUUACAAAGACCUGCUGUGGACAACACUUUCUGAAUUUCCAGGUCUUCUGGUGACACUGUGGGCGAUCGAUAGGCUGGGGAGGAGAAAGACCAUGGCAUUGUGUUUCCUUGUCUUUUCACUCUGCAUCGUGCCACUCUAUGCCUGCGUGGGCAGGACGUCUUUAACAGUGCUCAUCUUUAUUGCGAGGGCAUUUAUUGCUGGAGGUUUCCAAGCAGCUUACGUUUACACACCUGAGGUGUAUCCAACAGCAACACGGGCUCUAGGUCUGGGCACAAGCAGUGGCAUGGCCCGUGUUGGGGCUCUCAUCACACCCUUCGUGGCUCAGGUGAUGCUGGAGUGGUCAGUGUAUCUGACUCUGUCGGUAUACUGUUGCUGCUGCCUCCUCGCCGCUGUAGCUUCAUGUGCUUUACCCAUAGAGACGACAGGCCGAGGCCUCCAGGAGUCCAGUCACAGAGAGUGGGGCCAGGAAAUGAAGGGCCGAGACUCUAUCCCUCGUUCUAACUCCUCAUCCACCUCCCAGCAAUGAAAGAGGAGGAGAGAGAGUAGGACGAAAUAGGUAAAGUGAGCUGAAAAUGGAGGGGAAAAUAAGGACAGAUGGCCAGUAAAAAGAUUGAGAAAAGGAAAAGAAUGUUAACAAUUUUGAAAUGGGGCAGGAAGACACUGAUAGAGUGGGAGAAAGAGAAGUUUAUUUGUAUCAAUUAUGAAGAAAAUAGGCUUAAGCAUCAAAGGCUGAAUUAUGAAUCACAUGAUUCAUGUAGUCACACAAGACUGCUUGAUUCAGAGAGUCAGUGAUUCAGUGGGACAAAUGCUUUUUGGACUCUGUAUUCUAAUAUGUACUGGAUUAGUGUGUAUCCCAGCUACUGAAAGCAGACACAAACAUCAGGAGCUGCUUGAUGACUGUAAUCGCACUAAUCCACCUGUCAAUUAUCUCAGAUGCUCUAAUCUUCACUAUGGAUGAUCACCGUUCAGUGGAUACUUCACGCAGAUAUUAAUCAUUAGCACUGCUGAUAAGAAAAUGGUGGCCAGAAAGAUUAGCAUGAUGCUCAUGAGGUUGUGCAAACAGAUCUCUGCUACUUUGGUUUUUUUUGCUGACCUUAUUAGCCUAUUUAAUUUUAAGGCGUUAAAUAACUCAUACGGGAGAAUAAACCAAGAAUGAAAGCAAAGAUGAGAUUCAGACCAUUUUACACUUUUCCAAAAUGUUGCCUAUUAGCGAAGACAUGUUUGGUGGUAUUUUUUGCGCUAGAGUUUUAAUGUACAAGUAACUGAAGCUUCUAGCAUUUAGCACUGUGCAAACUUCACGCCUAAAUCCUCACACAUACAUCACACGUUCUAGAGAGUUUUUCAGCAUCUCAAAAAGAUUUGGUUUUAUUCUGUCAGACAUCGGGGUUGCUAUUGGCUUUUGCUGUUAAUUGUCUUUUACGUUUUACUAGUUGAACUCAAAGUCAUCAAUUAAUUGUCAAUUCUACAGUUGAAGCAAAAGCCCAUUCAGGAUUUUGAUAUUUUGGAAUAUUUUAUUAGUUUAGUUAAAAAAGCCAGGAAAUGGUUUUUAUUUAUGUAGCCUAUUAUGUUAUCAAAGUAAAUACAUAAAUCAGUGCAAUACUUAAAAUUCAUUCAUGUAGAUGACUUGGCAUCUCGGCCGAAAUCGUUGAUUCUGGAAAUGAUAGCGUGCAGCAUGGAAACUCGUGUCUGUCAACAGAGCUGUACUUGUAGCUCAAUGUAUGGCCUGCUUUGGACAGAGCGGUUUCAGGAAGGAUUUUUUUCAAGGAUAAUAACGACUUGGCAGUUAAGAUACUCAUGCUGAACUCCAGCCUCAGAAGCCUGAAUAUGCUCUUUCGAAUAGAACUAGUCAUCACAAAGGAUUUCACUAUGACAGGACCAGGUGGGAUUGCUGAGAAAUCCUUUGGUAGUGGGUGGGAGCACAACCAAAAACAGCAAGCCUCCACCCUUAAAGGAAAAAAAAAUCUAUCUGAUAUGAAAAUGACAAUACUUUAUUUAAGAAAAUGAAUGGAUAUUAAAAUCUCAGUGUAGUCUUCCACAUUGUGUGCGUGACUAAAAUUAGUUUCAUCUAGUCCAAAAAAAAUUUGUUUAAUGUCUGCAUUUCUGCCAUUUUUUCCACCACUUCAUCUAAAUCAGCAGCUGCCCCACAGUUGUGACUAGUGAAUGUAUUAAUCAAGUUGUCUAAGCAAAUCAUAGUCUUUACCGCAUUCUAUUAUCGGUGUAAAUAGACCGUUGGGAUAUCACAGUGCUUAAGCAGUUGUAGCACCAGCCACCCUGAAGCUCAGUCUCUUUCUUCCUCAGCACAUGCAACAUGUCUGACAGGAGAAUUGUACAAUAGAAAUGAUUUGAAUGAUAAUGUGUUGAUUUGUACAGUAUAUUUUAAUACCAUGCUUGAAUGUUAUCACAGAACCAAAAGAAUUGCACAGUGCUAAACUGCUGUGUAAGUAUAAGCUUCCUAAAUCAUUAGCUCGGCAAUUUUUAGACACCAAACAUCUUGGCUGACUGAUUGUAACUGGGUUAGGAGGUAAAAUACUAUAUUUUGCUUUUGUCCUUUAAGAGAAAAACUGUUGGCUCCAUUUACAGCCCAGAUAACUAAAACAUAUUAUAAAUAUUCACCUCUACAGCAGAGGUGCUUUUGGGUGGUCAUGUGUGUGAAUAAUCUGAAGAGCAUUACUUCUUGUUUCAAGCAGCAUCCGCAGUUUGAUGGACAUGAAAGCUAGUGGCAGUACAAAGCUGCAGAUUUGUGUGUGUGUUAGGAUUAAUGAACAUGGAAAGCUACUGGAACACAAACAGUGGAAUAUGUGAGUUUAUUUUACUACAAAACCAUGCUUUCCAGCACUAAUCCUCAAAAAUGACACAUUUUAAUCACACUUAUUCGAUCCUUCAGCAGGAGGGCCCACACCUCAUUCACCAUUAAUAGUUGUGUGGAGUGAAAAUGUGUUGUGUACAGCAAAGCUGUUAUUUUUAACCACAACAUCACGGGAGCAUAUCUCUAAAUGCCAUUUGCUGGCAUUUAGUGAAUCCAAACACGUCCCUGUUAAGCCAAAAACCACUUGCCAUCACUUCAAUAAUGUAUUAGAUAUGAACACACUCCUUGCUUUUUAAACUUAAGAGUAAAACCUAAAAGAGUAACAAAAGUCUUUAUUUCUCAAAUGUAGUUAGUUAUUAAACACUGCCCAUGAUUGUAAGGAAAGGUUUAAUUUUUAUUUCAAAUUAUUAGGGUA
This is a messenger RNA of Hemibagrus wyckioides, 4459 nucleotides long. RefSeq names its product SV2 related protein a (gene svopa). The record is from RefSeq and is a predicted model, not a curated record. Gene Ontology annotation, biological process: transmembrane transport. Gene Ontology annotation, molecular function: transmembrane transporter activity. NCBI's taxonomy places the organism in Eukaryota, Metazoa, Chordata, Actinopteri, Siluriformes, Bagridae. Gene Ontology annotation, cellular component: membrane. The transcript is spliced from 16 exons. The coding region runs from base 127 to 1764 and encodes 545 amino acids.